Messenger RNA from Chelmon rostratus (copperband butterflyfish), 1485 nucleotides. It is a transcript of the gene cebpb, whose product is annotated as CCAAT enhancer binding protein beta. NCBI's taxonomy places the organism in Eukaryota, Metazoa, Chordata, Actinopteri, Chaetodontiformes, Chaetodontidae. Gene Ontology annotation, biological process: DNA-templated transcription; regulation of transcription by RNA polymerase II. The record is from RefSeq and is a predicted model, not a curated record. Bases 186 to 1061 code for a protein of 291 amino acids. The transcript has a single exon. Gene Ontology annotation, molecular function: DNA-binding transcription factor activity, RNA polymerase II-specific; RNA polymerase II cis-regulatory region sequence-specific DNA binding.
UGUCUGCACGAGCAGCCUCUUCUGUACUUUCACUGCAUGUUGUCACGGUGGGUGACACACGGGAUUUAAACGAGCAGCUCUCCGACACUUGAGCCAUUUCACAACUGAGGCGAAAGACGCAAAACCUCUCUGGGCGUCUUAUCUCAGCCCUCCAUGCUCCUGCAAUCCGGCGGGUGUUAAGAUCCAUGGAAGUGGCCGGCUUCUACGACGAGGGCAGCUUUGCUAUCCACAGUAGAGACAGCAUUAUCAGUCCCGUCAGCGGCGGCGCAUACUGGAGGCUCGGCGACUCGAUGACGGAGCUGGGCAUUGAAGAGCGGGAGAGAGCGAUAGACUUCAGCGUUUUCCUGGAACCGGCUUUGCAGUGUCCGCCGCAGCAGCAGCAGCACCAGCAGAGGGACGUUUUCUCAGAUUUCCUGGCGGAGAACAAGAUCAAGAGAGUUGCAGCUUUGCAGAACUACAAGAACUACUCUCUGCUGAGCGAGCUGGAGACGAGCCAGUGCGACAACUUGAGGGACCCCAGGGAGCCCUACGCGCUGGGUUACACUGAGCUGCAGGAGACCCGUGUGGAUAGUGUGCUCAGCCCGGAACUCGUCGGGAGCCGCUACAGAGCCGCCGCCGCCGCUGCAGAGAGAGACGAUAGCCAGGAAGACGCAAAGAUGGAGAACGGGUCGUCUGGUUUUGACAUGAGGUCCUACCUUCACUACCAGUCCACCAGCGGCAGUCUUGGAAACAUCUCCACCGCGUCCUCGACUUGCUCCAGCCCGCCCGGCACACCUGCCCCGUCAGGUAAAAGCAGGUCACCAUCGCACAGUGCCAAAAUGUCCAGCGGCAAAGCAAAGAAACGCCUGGACAAGGACAGUGAAGAGUACAGGGUGAGGCGGGAGAGGAACAACCUCGCCGUGAGGAAGAGCAGGGACAAAGCAAAAAUGCGCAACUUGGAGACUCAGCACAAAGUGCUGGAACUGGCUGCUGAGAACGAUCGUUUACAAAAGCGCGUAGAGCAGCUGUCCAGAGAGCUGGCCACCCUGCGCAACCUGCUCUCCGCCACCGGACAGUGUUAAAAAGCCUCCGCCGGAGACCCCACACGGAUCCGUGGGCCGCUUGUCUAAUCAUUGAUGGACUUUAGAGCCGGAGGUGAUCAACCGAGCAAAUGUUGAAAACGGUACGCUUCACAGGUGAAGACAGUGACCACCAGUUUACAAGGACACUCUGAAUGGGACUGAAGAAGUGGGUGCAUGGAUUGCGCAAUCAUUCACGAUUCUUCACAUGUCACCGUAGCUUUAUUCUCAGAUGUAAUUUUGUGUAUGCAGUAUUUCUGUGCAGGUUUUACAUACAUGCGAGUGAAUUUCUACAUUUUGUGUAUCUGGAGCAAUGGUUGUCAAGGGAAGAGUUGUGCUGCAGUGAAAUGAUGCAACUCUUUGUAAUAGUAUUGGCAAUGAAUGAAAUAAGUCUAAUUAUUUAAUAUUAAAAGGGAAAAUGCUUUAA